This is a messenger RNA of Hordeum vulgare subsp. vulgare (domesticated barley), 1981 nucleotides long. RefSeq names its product laccase-25-like. The transcript is spliced from 5 exons. NCBI's taxonomy places the organism in Eukaryota, Viridiplantae, Streptophyta, Magnoliopsida, Poales, Poaceae. Gene Ontology annotation, molecular function: hydroquinone:oxygen oxidoreductase activity; copper ion binding. The coding region runs from base 64 to 1794 and encodes 576 amino acids. The record is from RefSeq and is a predicted model, not a curated record. Gene Ontology annotation, cellular component: apoplast. Gene Ontology annotation, biological process: lignin catabolic process.
CUAUAUAACGACAUACUAACUGCACAAAUCAAUCAAAUCUUCUGCUCCGCCCUUCCUUGCGGCAUGGAUACAGGUAAGGACAUGGCGAGGUCGUGGUCGUUUCUUCUGCCGCUUGCUCUAGCGUUGGUUGCUUCAGGUGCUCACGCUGCCAUUGUGGAGCACACCUUCAAUGUCGGGAACCUCUCCAUUAGCCAGCUCUGCCAGCCGGACAGGAUCAUCACGGCGGUGAAUGGCCAGCUACCGGGUCCGACGAUUCGGGUUAGCGAGGGUGACACGGUGGUCGUACACCUCGUCAAUGAAUCGCCAUAUGGCAUGACAAUCCACUGGCAUGGCAUAUUCCAGCGCGGCAGUCAGUGGGCAGACGGGCCGGCGAUGGUCACGCAGUGCCCUGUCCAACCAGGCGGCAACUACACAUAUAGGUUCAAUGUCACCGGGCAGGAGGGCACGUUGUGGUGGCACGCCCACUUCUCCUUCCUUCGAGCCACCGUCUACGGAGCGCUCAUCAUCCUGCCCCGCGGCGGCGCCAAUGCCUACCCCUUUGCCAAGCCCGACAGGGAAGAGAUCAUCAUGUUCGGGGAAUGGUGGAACGCCAAUGUAUUCGACCUGCAGCAGAUGGCGCUCCUCACCGGAAUCCCGGCGGGGCCAGCCGACGCCUACACCAUCAACGGCAAGCCGGGAGACUUUUACAACUGCUCCGCCCCAAAUCAGACGCACAUGUUUGAGGUGAGGAAGAAUGAGACGUACCUGCUCCGCAUCAUCAACGCUGCGCUCAACACGCCUCUCUUCUUCAAGGUGGCGAACCACACCUUCACCGUGGUGGCGGCGGACGCGUGCUACACCACGCCGUACAAGACGGAGGUGGUGGUGGUCGGGCCGGGGCAGACCGUGGACGCUCUCAUGGUCGCGGACGCCGCCGCCGGGCGCUACUACAUGGCGGCGUCCCCCUACGACAGCGGGAUACCGUCGGGGCCGCCAUUCAGCAAGACUUUCGCGACGGCCGUGCUAGAGUACGCCGGCGGACCGAACACAACGACGACCUGGCUGCCGGAGCUGCCGGAGUUCAAGGACACGGACACGGCGCACAGGUUCCUCUCCAACCUCACGGCGCUGGUGCUCCCUGGCAAGCCGACCGUGCCGCUGGCAGUGGACACGCGCAUGUUCGUCACCGUCGGGAUGGGCGUGGCCGACUGCCAGCCGGAGCAGACGCUGUGCAACCGGAGCAGCACCGUGUUCGCGUCGAGCAUGAACAACGCGUCCUUCAUGCCGCCGAGGAGCACGUCCAUGCUCGAGGCCCACUACAACAACGUCACCGCCGGCGUGUACACGCGGGACUUCCCCGACCGGCCGCCGGUCGUCUUCGACUACACGGCCGACGCGAGCGACAACGCCACGAUGCAGUACACGACCAAGUCGACCAAGGUGAGGACGCUCCGGUACAACGAGACGGUGGAGAUGGUGCUCCAGAACACGCGGCUCAUCGCCAAGGAGAGCCACCCCAUGCACCUCCACGGCUUCAACUUCUUCGUCCUAGCACAGGGCUUCGGAAACUACAACCCGACCACCGCGGCGCCGCAGUUCAACCUCGUUAACCCGCAGGAGCGAAACACCGUCCUCGUCCCCACCGGUGGUUGGGCCGUCAUCCGCUUCGUCGCCGACAAUCCCGGGAUGUGGUACAUGCACUGUCAUUUCGAGGCUCAUCUCGAUCUCGGUUUGGGAAUGGUGUUCGAGGUUCAGGACGGCCCCACGCCAGAUGCAUCUUUGCCAGCGCCGCCUAAAGACCUGCCACAAUGCUGACCGAUAAACUAGCUGAGGCCAUUUGCAAUUUGUAAUACGUAGAUAAAUGACAGGUCCACAAGAAGAGCUGAAGAGGCUAGCUACCAUAUAUUUUACUGAUUGAUUGGUAUUUUAAUAACUCUGCGCAUCACUUGUUGAUGUUUGUAAGUUAGGUGGUAAUAUGAUUGUGAUGCGUGUUUGUCAGUUC